Molecule: messenger RNA, 1515 nt
Organism: Manduca sexta (tobacco hornworm)
Lineage: Eukaryota; Metazoa; Arthropoda; Insecta; Lepidoptera; Sphingidae
Product: acyl-CoA Delta(11) desaturase
Exons: 3
Coding region: 4-966 (320 amino acids)
Biological process (GO): unsaturated fatty acid biosynthetic process
Cellular component (GO): endoplasmic reticulum membrane
Molecular function (GO): iron ion binding; stearoyl-CoA 9-desaturase activity
Source: RefSeq, a predicted model, not a curated record
AAAAUGGCGCCGAACACUACAAAUGAGAAUACGAUAACGCCGGAAUCAGACAUGUUGGAAAAGUUAAUAGUGCCACGGGCCGAACCACGAAAAUAUAAAAUUGUUUGCAGAAAUAUUGUUGUAUUUCUGUAUUACCAUUUUGCAGGACUAUACGGGUUUUAUCUUUGCCUUACAGCGGCAAAAUGGCAAACAAUACUAGCAGGGUACAUAUUUUUCAUCGUAGGUGGUUUAGGCAUCACAGCCGGGAGCCACAGGCUCUGGUCCCACAAGUCGUUCAAGGCCACCAAGCCCCUGCAGCUCAUCUUGAUGCUUUUCCAGUCGUGUGCCAACCAGCACUCGGUCGCUCACUGGGUGAGGGACCAUCGUCUCCACCAUAAAUAUAGUGACACAGACGCGGACCCCCACAAUGCUACUAGAGGUUUCUUUUAUUCACACGUCGGAUGGCUCAUGGUGAGGAAACAUCCGGAGGUUGUGAAGAGGGGCAAGCAUAUCGACUUGUCGGACAUAUAUUCGAAUCCAUAUCUAAAGUUUCAAAAUGAUAAUUCUUUCUGGUUCAUUCCACUGCUAUCGUUCGUUGUUCCGACGCUACUGCCAGUAAUCUGCUGGUCCGAGACCAUCUCAAUCGCCUGGCACGUGAACAUGCUGCGAUACGCCCUGAACCUUAACGUCACCUUCAUGGUGAACAGCGUCGCUCACAUGUGGGGCUACAAACCUUACGACAAAAACAUAGCCCCAAGCCAAAGCCACGCAGUGUCUGUCGUGUCUUUGGGCGAAGGUUAUCAUAACUUUCAUCACGUAUUCCCCUAUGAUUAUAGAUCUGAUGAACUAAGCAAUAUAAGAUUGAACCCAACUACGAUAUUUAUCGAUUUAUGCGCCAAGCUAGGUCUGGCUUAUGACCUCAAAAGGGCUCCUCGGGAGAUCGUGACAGCCCGGGCUAAGAGGACGGGCGACGGCACGAUGGAAUGACUUAAAUAAAUAUUUGCCUUCUGAUUCUAAAGCGUGACUGAGUUUGGGCUUGAUUACUAUUGUAAAAUAAAUGGCACAUUUGGAGUUUUUAAUUUGAGCUGAAUAGUAACGUUUAUUGUUAAUGAUUUUCUACAGUUGAAACGCGCAAUUGUGUGCCCGCACGUGUCUAUCAAAAAUAACUAACGUAGUUUACCUAUUUAUGCGGUGUUAGUUUUUAAUUAUCAAAAAUUAAAUGGCGUAUGUUUAAGAGGUAAGACAUUAUAAAUGUGAAGUCAGUAAAGUUCAUAUUGUGUAAAUGACAAAUCUAUGAUGAGUUACAAUUUUCAUAAAUUAUGCCUAAUAUUAUAGUAAAAACUAUCAAGUUGUAGAAAUUUACUACCUAAUGGACGCUAGAAAGCCAGAAUUAUGAAUCCAUUAACUUUUGACCAAAAAUUACCUUUUUAGGGAUAAUUUUAGAAAUAAGUUUCUUUUGUCAAAUAUAUAUUUCGCCAGUAGAUAGUGCUUUUCUUUGGUAAUUAAAAACUAAUGAUGUGUACAUAGCAAUGGUUG